AUGGCUCUUAAAGCUGUUCAUGUCUCUGAUGUUCCUAAUCUUGACCACGUCCCAGAAAAUGCCUCUCUUUCUCUCUACUCAACUCGUUUCUCCAAAGGUAAAUUGCCAAAAACAGAACGUUUUUUUAUUGAUUCUUGGAGUUAUCACCUAAUUCCGGGAAUCCAAGAAAGAGAAGAAUUGACAACGACCUCACAGGGAGGCAAGGCCUAA
Molecule: messenger RNA, 210 nt
Organism: Dovyalis caffra
Lineage: Eukaryota; Viridiplantae; Streptophyta; Magnoliopsida; Malpighiales; Salicaceae
Source: the annotation of a GenBank genome assembly